This is a messenger RNA of Nematostella vectensis (starlet sea anemone), 1348 nucleotides long. RefSeq lists its product as uncharacterized. Bases 78 to 833 code for a protein of 251 amino acids. The transcript has 5 exons. The record is from RefSeq and is a predicted model, not a curated record. Lineage: Eukaryota; Metazoa; Cnidaria; Anthozoa; Actiniaria; Edwardsiidae.
GGCUUCUGGGAAUUCUGUUACGACGAGAAGGCACUCAGGCAAACUAAUCUCACACGGGGAGACAUUCAGAACUAGCGAUGGAACUGUUUUUCCAACCCAAAUACCUUCUCACGUUGGCCGUUGUACUUUCGUCCGUAAGCUUUGUCUACUCGGAAGGCGAUGUCGAGGGUUGGAAGUUUCAGGAGCACGUUUCAGAGGAUUCCUGUGGCCAAUUAUCCAACCUUGGCUCAGGAUGCAGUGUGAAUAGUGAUUGUACCAAAAUAACUUGUGCUGUUGAUGGUAUUGUAAAAACUCACAAAACCACAGUCACGAUUAAGAUCAACAAGUGUGAUGAGCCUGUUACAUAUGAUGUCUCUGUGAAGAUUGAAGACCUUGGUAUUGACUGGACCCAUAAUUUUCCUGCUGAUGCUGUGGUAGAAGUGCCAGGGUUCAGUUUGGGUUCAAUGAUUGGUGUGUACAUCAAGGUCCAGAUAUUAGACACUGGAAGCAACCUGCAUCUGAAGAUUCAAGUGCUAGUGGGUUCAAAGGCCACAUCACUCUACUUCUUCAAGGCCACGCUGAUCGACAGUGAUUUGCCAACAAGCACUUGGGAGUGUGGUAUUGUCCGCUGGUUUGAGAAACUUAGCCUAGCCGCCAAGAUAUCAUUGAUCGCUGCCGGCCCAGUGCUUCUCAUAGCAAGCUGCAUCUGUUGCUGUUGUUGUUGCUGUCGUCGUCGCAGCUCUUCCCCGGGCGUGGUCAUGAUGCAUGGGGGGCCUACCGUGGUCACUUCUACAAUUACAAAUGUGCCCGCGAAAACUCUUGUGAAUGAGCAGCCGAUGGUUGCAUUUGCCUAGUAUUUGAGGAAUGUCCAUGUUUUUUUACUCAGCAGUGCAACACGGUGUGGCCAGUGGCCACUUUUAGCAGUUUUUUUUAAGUUAACAAAUCAAAAUCAAUGAGAAUAUGGGAAAUGUACUGACAUGAUCUUCACUAGUCAACCAGCUAUCAACCAGUGAGGCAACCAACAAUCAACCAGCAAGGCGACCAGCGAUCAAGCAGCAAUUAACCAGCGAGGCGACCAGCGAGGCAAAGAAAAGCUUCAGUUCACAUCAGCAUGAGAGAAUCCUCCUAGUUAUGAAGUUCGUGUCAUACAACUGUGAUUUGGUUUUUUUAACUUUCUGUCGGUGUAACGCAAUAACGCGCAUGGUAACGCACGUCGCACUAUGGACUUUAGUUAAUGUUAAAGGCAAUAAAUUGCCUUUUACAUGGCCCUUAGAAAAAACAAACGUUUGAACUUCACUUUAAAGUGCAUGUUGAAUUAAUGUUUAAUUAAUGUCAUAGUUGAGUUUCAUUAAACACACCCUUUGUUAAA